ACGGACGCUCAGAGCCACCUCCUCUUCCCCGGCAUCCACGACCAGCACGGCCCCCACGCCUCCCAAAACGUCCUCAACGGGCAGAUGCGCCUGGGCUUGCCGGGGGAGGUGUUCGCCCGGUCGGAUCAGUACCGCCAGGUCUCCAGCCCCAGGACUGACCCCUACUCGGCGGCUCAGCUGCACAACCAGUACGGCCCCAUGAAUAUGAAUAUGGGCAUGAACAUGGCAGCCCACCACCACCACCACCCAGGUGCCUUUUUCCGCUACAUGCGGCAGCAGUGCAUCAAGCAAGAGCUCAUCUGCAAGUGGAUCGACCCCGAGCAGCUGAACAACCCCAAAAAAAGUUGCAAUAAAACUUUCAGCACCAUGCACGAGUUGGUCACCCACGUCUCGGUGGAGCACGUUGGGGGACCCGAGCAGAGCAACCACGUCUGCUACUGGGAGGAGUGUCCCCGGGAAGGCAAGCCCUUCAAAGCGAAAUACAAACUGGUCAAUCAUAUCCGAGUGCACACGGGAGAGAAACCCUUCCCCUGCCCCUUCCCCGGCUGCGGAAAAGUUUUCGCCAGAUCGGAAAACCUCAAAAUUCACAAAAGGACGCACACAG
This is a messenger RNA of Eurypyga helias (sunbittern), 604 nucleotides long. RefSeq names its product zinc finger protein ZIC 2. NCBI's taxonomy places the organism in Eukaryota, Metazoa, Chordata, Aves, Eurypygiformes, Eurypygidae. The annotation marks the transcript as partial. Gene Ontology annotation, cellular component: nucleus. The record is from RefSeq and is a predicted model, not a curated record. Gene Ontology annotation, biological process: regulation of transcription by RNA polymerase II; central nervous system development. Gene Ontology annotation, molecular function: DNA-binding transcription factor activity, RNA polymerase II-specific; RNA polymerase II cis-regulatory region sequence-specific DNA binding. The transcript has a single exon.